AUGGCGGACAGUGGUACGAGUUCCAAUGCGCAGCGGUCUGAAUCCUUCUUCGAGGAUUUCGGCAUCCCGGAAGGCGUCUUCACGACUGUCAUCGACACUUAUUUCCACCACUGUCAUAACCAGCCUUAUUCCUUCUUUCAUGAAGACAACUUUCGCCAAGGCCUGCGAGACCAGAUUAUUCCGAAACAUCUGGUCCUGAGCAUCAUGGCAAUGACCAUCAGAUUCUGCUCUCAUCCACACUUCGCGGCACGGGUCCAUGAGGUCUCUGUAGAUUAUGCUAACAGGGCCUGGAAACUCAUCGUGACCGAUUGUUUCACGAAUGGCAGGGUCGCCGAAGUCUCGACAGUACAGACGGUGGCUCUGCUGGGUCUGUUCGACUUUACAGCCGGCAGAUCACGCCAUGAUUCGGCCUGGGUGAAGGUCGGGCUGGCAGUAAGAAUCGCGCAGGACUGCGGGCUGAUGCUGGAGAAUGCCACGCACCUACCCUUUGCGGAGCAAGAAGAACGACGCCGCGUUUUCUGGUCCGUCUACCUCUUGGAUCGCCUGGUGUCGUGUGGUCGCGGACGACCGCCAGCCAUUGUGGAUGCGUCGUGUCACUUACAGCUUCCGUCCGAUGAGUCAGUAUGGAGACGCGAAUUGUGGUCCAAGACUCAAUCGUUAGACGAGAUGGCAAACCGCACGUUGUCCGUAACGCAGCGGCAGGGCGCCUUUGCCCAAGUCAUAGCCAUCGCACAGAUCCUGGGCCGGACGGCCCAGUACAUGCUGCAGGAUUCCAACAUUCGAAGUUUGCAUCCCCCGUGGGAUCCGGGUUCGGAUUUCGCCGCCAUGGAAUCAGACCUGCUGCACUUUGAGGCAUACCUGGAGAUCCAGGUCCCUCUCAAAGACAUACUGGCUCCGCACAUCUCUGCUGAUGGAGUCGUGGAUUCGCAAUGCACCGGGCCCAUCCUCUUUUCCCGCGCGCUCUUCCACCUCUGUUACUGUUUGCUCCACCACCCGUUCCUGCUGCGCCGACGUAUCGAUACGUGCCGUAACCAGGCCCCGAUAAGCUUCAUGGAACGAUCAUACGAUCUAGGCUGGCACCACGCGCAACAGAUCAUGGCACUCGUUCGCGAUGCACGUGAGUGCGGCUGCUCGUUUCACUCGUCGUCGAGCGGCUACGCUGUCACCGUGGCGGGCUCGAUUAUAGCAUUACGCACCUGCGAUCCCGACCCGCACGUCUUCGAAAAAACACAGACUCUGCUCGACGAGGUUAUCUUGUACCUAGACACCGUUGGCCAGCAUUGGAACAACGUCAUCACCAUGGCCGCGACCAUUCGCAGGAUGGUUUAUAACGGAUUUCUUGGCAGCAGCCUCCGAGACUUGACGCAACCGGUGACAUUCACUGAUGCGGAGGAGGAAACACUUUGGGCCGUUGUGGACUACAACACCAUGUCCAACCAGUGCGAGACAGUCAUGGAUGGGCAGAUGGCUGACGGAAGUGUCCUGCCCAGUUCGUGGGUAGACCUGUUUACAGCGGCCGAUUAUUCAUUAUUCCCACCAUGA
Messenger RNA from Microdochium trichocladiopsis, 1542 nucleotides. Its product is annotated as fungal-specific transcription factor domain-containing protein. Gene Ontology annotation, biological process: DNA-templated transcription. The transcript has 3 exons. The record is from RefSeq and is a predicted model, not a curated record. Gene Ontology annotation, cellular component: nucleus. Lineage: Eukaryota; Fungi; Ascomycota; Sordariomycetes; Xylariales; Microdochiaceae. Bases 1 to 1542 code for a protein of 513 amino acids. Gene Ontology annotation, molecular function: DNA binding; zinc ion binding.